AUGGAGCUACCCUCCUCAGAGCACAGGUGUAUGAACACUGUUUAUACAGAAGUGAACAGUGAUCACGAAAAACGGGGAAAGUGUGGCCAGAAGGACCAGGGAAAUGAUUCUUCCCCUGUACCCAGCACUGGUGAGGCCACACCUUGAGUACUGUGUCCAGUUCUGGGCCCUCAGUUCAGGAAGGAUAUUGAGGUGCUGCAGCAGGUCCAAAGAGUAACAAGGCUGAUGAAGGGACUUGAGCAGAAGUCCUGUGAGGAGAGGCUGAGGGAGCUGGGGUUGUUUAGUCUGGAGAAAAGGAGGCUCAGGGGAGACCUCAUCACUCUCUACAACUCCCUGAAAGGAGUUUGUAGCCAGGUGGGGGUUGGUCUCUUCUCCCAGGAAACCAGCAGUAGGACAACAGGACACAGUCUAAAGCUGCACCAGGGGACGUUUAGGUUGGACAUUAGGAAGACGUUCUUUAUAGAGAGAGUAAUUGGACAUUGGAAUGGGCUGCCCAGGGAGGUAGUAGUCACUAAAACCUUAGUGGUUUUUGAGAAAACCUUAAAGAUUAUUAAGCACAGAAAAAUAGUAGCAGUAGUAGUAGUCUUGACUGUUAGGUCUUGCUGGAAUUUGAAAGGUAAACAUUUUUCAUCCCAUGAACUAAGCUGUGCUAAUUGUAUUUGUUAAUGGUUAUAAGUCAUUCAUAGUUACAGCAACAGCAAGGCGCCACAAUUCUGGAGAAGGACUCCUUCUCUGUUAAAUCU
Messenger RNA from Corapipo altera (White-ruffed manakin), 743 nucleotides. RefSeq lists its product as uncharacterized. NCBI's taxonomy places the organism in Eukaryota, Metazoa, Chordata, Aves, Passeriformes, Pipridae. The record is from RefSeq and is a predicted model, not a curated record.